CGAAAAGUUGGGGUGUUGCUAAAUUAAACUAGGGCGGGGAUUGGGCGGGCCGUAUCAGUGUAGGUAAAUUAUAGCCCAUCCAGAUAGUCCGCAGCGCAGCCUCUUUCACUCCUCAUCGGGCAUCAACCAUUGUCGCCGCCGGUGUCCUCUGCUCGGGUGAUGGCUGAAGUCCUACUAGGCAUGCCGGGACCCUGGGCUGAUGAUUUUCGUGAAACGUCUGAUCAUUAUACUACAAAGAUUGGCGGAUUACCUGACUGGCCUCUCCCUGAGGAGCCCGUCACGCCUGAUCUGCUUAAGUGCAGUGCAUGUCGAAGUAGAUUAAGUCUUGUUGCACAGGUUUAUGCCCCAAUUUCCAGUAAAAUCGUACAGAUUGAAGAGCGUGUCAUUUUUAUUUUUGGUUGUCUAAUGCCAAAAUGUGGGAGCACUCCUCUUAGCUGGCGAGCGCUGCGUGUUCAAAAGCUACACAAUGAGGAGGAGGAACCAAUUACCUCUUCUCAGGAAGCGGUCCCUUCAACUUCAUCAGUACCGGUUUCAAACGCCAGCUGGUGGGAGGAUUUGGACGAUGAAAAUGAUGAAGAUAUAAAUCUAGAAGAGUUGGGUAAAGCAUUUAAUGAUGCUGCGAGAUUAGCUUCUACUGCCAAGAAACCACAUAGAAAUGAUCACAGUAAGACUUCUACAAAGCCAUCUUCUUCAAGUCAGUUGGAAAAAGUGGCAGACGUUGACACACCUGUGGUGCCUUGUUUUUAUGUAUACACUCAAAAAGAGUCAUCCUCAAAGGAUCUUACUUCUUUAUGUUCAAACUACUCGUCAUUUUCCAUUGCAAAAGAAGGAAAUGAUAUUGAGGAUCACGGACAAGAUGAAACGUGGGCAGAGGAAGCUUAUGAAUAUGAUAAAGCUUUGACAGCUGACAGGACAUACCUUAAGUUCAAGAAACGGUUGGAUGCACACCCAGAACAAUGUUUCAGAUAUUCAUAUGGUGGAAAGCCACUCCUGGCUACAUCAGCUGAAGGAGAUCCGGGGAGAUGUAGUCUAUGUGGUGGAUCAAGGAAGUACGAGAUGCAACUAAUGCCCCCAUUAUUAUAUUUUCUACAAGAAGCAGCUGAUGAUUGUCAGAGGCAGUCACUGGAGAACUGGAACUGGAUGACACUUAUGGUAUACACUUGUUCCAAGAGCUGCUGUCAACAUGGUCAAGGAACGUCCAAGCAUGGGAACUGGCUUGUGAUAGAGGAAGCUGUUGUGGUACAAGUCGAGAAAUCUUUUAAUGGGCUAGCUGAACAUGGUUAUUUGUCAUGAAUCGGUGCAGUCGAUGUAGCCUCUUCAUGGCUAUUAUACAUACAUAUAAGGGAAUAUUAAAGGCGUUGUCUCUUGGUUAUUGAUGGUUGCUGCUAUGUGGCACUGACACGGAAGAGCUCUUGUUCUGGACCUUCUGGUAAAGCUUGAAGAAUUUCAAAUUCGUCCCUGGUUAUGCUUAAGGAAGUCUUAUUGGCCAUUCGAAACAGGCUACCGAGACUGGUGAGAUGUGAUGUAUACAUGGUUUGCUUGCUAGAGAACAAUUAAGUUUUCCCGUUUCUGAAUGUAUGAUGCAUUAGGUUGAUAUUUUAGUAUUUGCCACAAUUUUUCUGCUGAGAGAAUGCAAAUACUUACUAGUAAAAUCUUGCCAC
Molecule: messenger RNA, 1661 nt
Organism: Pyrus x bretschneideri (Chinese white pear)
Lineage: Eukaryota; Viridiplantae; Streptophyta; Magnoliopsida; Rosales; Rosaceae
Product: programmed cell death protein 2-like
Exons: 8
Coding region: 160-1293 (377 amino acids)
Cellular component (GO): cytoplasm
Source: RefSeq, a predicted model, not a curated record